CGUCAAUCAUUACCCGGUCUGGGGAAGGCAAUACAGUCCACUGACUCGGGUUGAUUCCCUUGAGUACUUGUGGCGGCUGGUGGCCCUAGCCACAUUAUCCUUUACCACCAUGUCGAAGCUCCGUGACUUCCAGAACGAGAUCGAGGAGAUACACGAUCGCGAGGUAUCAAGGCAGCGUGCUCAAGGGCUAAUAGAUGUGGAUAAGGAGAACAAGAGACCAAUACGUCCUGCGCCAGUAGAGGUGAAGCCGGAGGGCGAGUCCAGUGCGUCUGGGGAGAAUGGCAACAGCAAUGAUCUGGAGGGGAUGCAAUUGGAGAUACAGACGCUCCUGUUAUCCGGAAUUGAAGCAGAUCAUGAUCGUGCGAGAGAUAUGAUCGCUCAGCUGCUGACGAGAGCAAAGGGGGAGUGCAUCUUCCGCAUAGGAACUCGACCCCCGAACACAAGACUCUUCAGUGGCGAACCAUUAGAUGGUCCGGGAUGGUCUGGCGUGACAAGGACAUUGGAGGAGGUCGACACGCUAUGUAAAGAGGUUGUUGCAUGCACCGAGGAAGUGGGGGGCAAGGCGUCCAUACUGCACAGGGCGGUGACAGGGCAGGCUCGCGCGGCCCUGUUGCUUCGAUUACCUCCUCCAAGCGUCGCGCUAACCCCGGAAGUUCGUGUAGCCGUAGUUGGCAAUGUGGACAGCGGCAAGUCCACAACGUUAGGUGUACUAACACGAGGCGGCCUGGAUGACGGAAGAGGCCGGGCACGAGUAGGACUGUUUCGGCACAAGCACGAGAUAGAAACUGGAAGGACAUCCAGUGUGGGAAUGGAGAUACUGGGAUUCUCCCCAGAUGGCUUACCGAUACUACCGAAGACUGCGAACUCCAUGGAUUUAGACACCAUCCGACGCGAGAAGAUGGGCUGGGAGGAAAUCUCCGUGCAAGCUGCCAAGAUUGUGUCAUUCAUUGAUCUCGCUGGACACGAGAAAUAUUUGAAGACAACGCUAUACGGCCUCACCUCUGGAGCGCCGGCAUGCGUCAUGCUCAUGGUCGGUGCCAAUGCCGGACUGAUCGGAAUGUCGAAAGAGCAUCUCGCUAUCUCUCUUGCUUUGAGUGUGCCGGUGGUUGUUUGUAUUACGAAAGUUGACAUGACCCCUCCGAAUAUUCUGGCGGAAACCAUCAAGCAAGUGGUGAAAGUUUUGAAGAGCCCCGGCUGUCGGAAAACGCCGGUAUUUGUGAAGUCGAAAGAGAUGGCUAUCGAAUUGUCACAAGUUUUCGCAAACGAGCGUCUGUGCCCAAUAUUUCAGCUUUCUAACGUCACCGGCGAAGGAUUAGAUUUCGUCCGUCUAUUUCUAAACCUUCUCCCAUCAGAUGAGCACGAUACCACCAAAUUCAUGAAUGAUCAGCCGCUCGAGUACUCCGUCACAGAUGUCUGGUCUGUGCCAUAUGUUGGGACUGUCGUCAAUGGUAUCUUGAACGGAGGCACGGUUAAGACCGGCGAGCAGGUCCUGCUGGGACCUGACUCGAACGGGAACUAUCAGUCCACGGUCAUCAAGAGCAUGCAGCGAAAGAGAGCGCCGGUGACGACCGCGGAGGCCGGCCAGUGCGUUUCUUUCGCACUGAAGCGGAUACGACGUCAAGCGGUUAGGAAAGGCAUGGUGAUUGUACAUAAAACGGAGACACCGCCGCGAGCGAUUAGGAGGUUCGAGGGUCAAGUGCUCAUCCUGUACCAUAAUACAACCUUGCAGAAGAACUAUCAGGCUAUGUUACAUUGCGGUGCUAUACGACAGACGGUACGGAUAACGGAUAUGGAUCACCCUCAAGGGAUCCUGCGUACGGGUGACCGUGCCACUGUUAAGUUCGAAUUCAUAUCCCACCCCGAGUUUGUCAAGGAAGGCAUGAAGCUGCUAUUUAGGGAGGGGAAGACAAAGGGUUUGGGUGUCAUCACACGAUUAUUGGAUUGAGAGGGUUGCGGUUCCGGCUUGCCAGUGAAUCCCGUGCUUCCAUCUCUCCUCUUGUACUUCAUAGGUACUCUGUAUGUACUACAUAGGGCUACACUUUGUCCUCUUUCUACUCUUGGACUACUGGGACUACACUAAUCACGACAAAGUGGUAGCUUGUGGGGGC
This is a messenger RNA of Gloeophyllum trabeum ATCC 11539, 2108 nucleotides long. Its product is annotated as P-loop containing nucleoside triphosphate hydrolase protein. The transcript has 16 exons. The coding region runs from base 110 to 1945 and encodes 611 amino acids. Gene Ontology annotation, biological process: translational elongation. Gene Ontology annotation, molecular function: GTP binding; GTPase activity; translation elongation factor activity. The record is from RefSeq and is a predicted model, not a curated record. NCBI's taxonomy places the organism in Eukaryota, Fungi, Basidiomycota, Agaricomycetes, Gloeophyllales, Gloeophyllaceae.